CACUUUUCUUCUCUAUUAUCUCGCCACGAUGGACGAUGACGCUAGGUUCGCCGACAUAUCCCUGCAACUGCGGAAACUGACUGCCCGCGUCAACCGCCUUGAGCACAACAACAUUCGUCUCUCGCGCAAGCUGUAUGCGCGCACUGCUGCCCUGGUCUCUGUGCUACAGCAGUCGGCAAGUGCGCUGGGUGCCGAUGAGUCUCUCACUGACAGUGACAGCGAUGAUGCCUUGAUUACACAUCCACAUCCACAUCCAACGACACCUUUCAUAAGCCAUGUGAUGCAGCAGCAGCAGACAUCAAGUCUAACAUCAAUGCUGCCUAGCACUCCAGUGGAUGAGUACUCGCUGUCGCCGGAGCUUGGGCCUACCACCACCUUUAAGCUUCAAACUACUGACCACCUACAAACCAGCCCCGAGCUUUCUGCUACUGAAAGCCGUGCCCUUAACCAGCCGAUGCCUAAACUCGUACCAUCACAACAGUAUCAGGGCAACAAGCCCCUUCCCAGCCACUGCCAGACGAGGACGAAGGCAGCGAAUUGGGCACCAAGCACAUGCAGUGCCGCAAUGUGGCCCCACAUAAUGCCUCGAGCACAAGCCGCAGUGCCACCAAGGACUCUGGUACAACGAACGGCUCUAUCCAUGCCAAAGAUAGGAGGCAGCGCCAAGAAGAGCCACGCCAUCGUACAAUCCACAAGGCUGCUCGUCCAGAUCCUCACCCAGCUACAAACAGGAGGUCCUCGAGAUCUAGGUCGCGUCCAAAGUCCCAGGACACAAGUCAUUCUCAUAGAUCGCUCAGAUCUCGUAGUCGUAGCAUUGGCAGAAGGCGCAGUGGGAGCAGUCAAGAUAGAGGAUACCCGCCACGCUAUGGCUGCCGCAGCCGUAGUCCCGUACAAAGAGAGCGGGGGGUGGGUCGCCCACGCAGGUCCAGCCGGAGCCGUGAGGGUGAAUCUUGGCAACCCCGCUCCAACUGCAGUCGUAGUAAGUCAAGAGGGCCUAGUCGCCAUGAAAGUACCGACCGGAAUGGCCACACAAGUCGAGCGAGGCAAGAGGAGGUCGUCAACGAUCGUGGCUGGCGAGUCAGCAUGUACUCUCCCAAAUAUGACCCCAACCCUGCGACUAGCACUUCGCCGACAUCCAACUCAAAGGUUGUUGCAUGGAAACUCAGUACCGACAUGUCUGCCAUAUCCCCCUCACCCGACCAAAACGGUGCUAUUGCGCAAAAUAGUGAUCUUGGCCUACUGCAGGCUAGCCACGGAUUUGAGAUCGACACGGCCAUGGCCACUGGGCAUGGCCAAUGAUGAGGAAGAAGAUGACGACGAUGACAACAUAAUGAUGGCGCUGAUGUCGCCUGAGAAGCGGCAGAUGAAAGCGAUGGUUAAUAUCCAGGAUGGAGCAGGUAUCCCCUUGACAUACAGCCGUCUUGUGCCUGUGUGGUCUGUGUGUGCAUGGGUGCCGCUCAACGAUCUGUCGUCGCUGUUCCAACGCGUGUAUAAGGCAUCGCUGCACAUCAAAUCGGCUGUGCAAGAGUUUGGCGAGCUAACCGCAACGCAGGUUGAAAUUGGCAACCACCCGACCACGCUUUUGCUCCACAAAAAAAUCAAACAGCUCUACUUUUACCUGGCCACCACCGUCCUGUGGCCAGUCGAGUAUAACAGCUCCACCACUAUAUUCCGUCUGUGGACUAGUAUACUCAAAGACUUUCCUCAGCGUAUUCGCCCCAACGGCGUGUUCCAGGACAUGUGGACAAGCACCAUCGACUGGCUGGUUCUACUAGCUGACAAAUGGCUGGUGGGCAAGGUGCAGGCCUGGGAUGCGACCUUGGACUUGGUUGAAGGCCUAGACGUAGCCGAUAUCCGUGGCUUGCUGGAAAUACUGCCGAUCCUGCUCUCAAGACAGCUGGGAAGAGCAAAGAAGCUCGACCUUGAUGACAUGCUCAAUGGGUUCUUCAACAGGUGACUUUUUUUUUGCUGUACAUGCUCAUCCUAAUUGAUAUUGCAAACUUUUAUAUGC
Messenger RNA from Linderina pennispora, 2011 nucleotides. RefSeq lists its product as uncharacterized. Lineage: Eukaryota; Fungi; Kickxellomycota; Kickxellomycetes; Kickxellales; Kickxellaceae. The transcript has 13 exons. The record is from RefSeq and is a predicted model, not a curated record. Bases 29 to 1957 code for a protein of 642 amino acids.